This is a messenger RNA of Dermochelys coriacea (leatherback sea turtle), 3940 nucleotides long. Its product is annotated as proto-oncogene Mas-like. Lineage: Eukaryota; Metazoa; Chordata; Testudines; Dermochelyidae. The transcript has 4 exons. Gene Ontology annotation, molecular function: G protein-coupled receptor activity. Bases 505 to 1470 code for a protein of 321 amino acids. Gene Ontology annotation, biological process: G protein-coupled receptor signaling pathway. Gene Ontology annotation, cellular component: membrane. The record is from RefSeq and is a predicted model, not a curated record.
AAACAAACAAGACUGCAUUAAAUAAAUGCUUAAUUCCAUCAUCAAUUUCUCCUCCUAAUUAGAACAACCCACCAGACCCCAAAUUUUUGCCUAUUCACCCAGGCUGAAAGGGGAAACUCUCACUCUUGAAAAAUACAGCAAACAGCUUAAGGCCCUGUGGUUUGAAGUCAACAAGCAGAAGGUGGUGAUGGAGGAGCUGUCUGCUGGUCUCUGCUGACAGUGAAGGGAGCUGACUGAGGUGGGCAAGACAUUUCUCUGCCUACACUUGGCAGGUGCUGGGUGUCAGAUACUCCACAGGGACUGGCAGGGACAUUCUUCACGUCUGGAUAACAGAUUAUUACUUGGAAAACUUUCCCAAGAAGAUCCAAUCUGGAGAAUUGCAGUUAGUGACUGUGAAGUGGAUCCGGCCCAGCCUGGCUCCUGUAAACACUCAGUUCAGGCCCCAGGGAGGAAAGAAGGUGUGUGUGAGAGAGGGAGAGACCGGCAUCCUGUAGCAGAGGUUUCAUGAUGGCCAAGUUGAGCACAGUAUUCCUUCCCCCAACAUUGUUUGGCCUAGGUUAUGAAGUAGAAUAUAACGAGACUGGAUGCCCACUGGCUGAUGCACCACCAGGCACCAUCUACGGCAUCACUGGGCUCAUCUGCCUGUUCCGGCUGGUGGGGAACGGGAUCGUGCUCUGGUUCCUCGGCUUCCACAUUAAGAGGAACCCCUUCACCAUCUACAUCCUCAACCUGGCUGUUGGGACCUCCAACACCUGCUUCCUCCUCUGCUCGAGUACUUAUCUCAUAACUUAUGUGGUGGAAUAUCCAUUUUGUGUGAAUGUUGUUUUUAUUUUCAUAAUGUUGCUAUUUAGCAUGCUGGCUCUGACGUACAGCACCAGCCUGUACCUCCUGAAGGCCAUCAGCACUGAGAGGUGUCUCUCUGUCUUCUACCCCAUCUGGCACCGAUGCCACCUGCCAAAACACUUGUCUGCCCUUGUGUCUGCCCUGCUCUGGGCUCUCUCCAUGCUGGUGUCCUGUCCAGUGGGUGUUUUUUGUAUUGUUCUUUUAGAUGAAAACUGUCAAAUCCUUCCUCCCGUCUUUGUUCUGAAUGUCCUGAUAUUCACUCCCGUCAUGGUUCUGUCCAGUUUGACCCUGUUCAUCAAGGUCCAACAUAGCUCACAGCAACGUCAGCCAGGAAAGCUCUAUGCUGUUAUCCUGCUCACCGUCUUCUUCUUCCUCCUCUUCACUGUCCCUCAGAGUGUUCAGAUCUUUCUCUCUUAUCAUAACAUAUACAAUCUCAGCGAGAUAUUUCACAUGCUGGCCUCUGCAAGCAGCAGCACCAACCCAUUUAUUUACUUUCUAGUCAGGAGCUAUGGGAAGUGGCAAUUCUAUGGCUCUAUCAAGGUCUCACUCCAGAGGGUUUUUGAAGAGAGAGAUUCCAGAGAAGAUGGAGAGGCCACCAGUGCAGAGCCAGUGGAGAUGGUCACUUAAAUCCAUACAGUACCCAGCCUGGGAGACCCUGUUCUGAGGAAGGAAGUUUCCCUAGAUCCCAGAAUCAAAGAACUCAGAAUGGGAAAGGACUUGGUAGGUCACUUGCUAAUUCUUCCCCAUGCCCACCCACAGCAGAGUCCUUCCCUAGAGGAGACCCCCUAGGCUUCUGUGCAGUUGUAAAGAACAACAAUAGGUAACAUGGAGCCCAACCUGCUCCCAGUGGAAUCAAUUUAGAAAGUCCUAUUGACUUGAAUGGGAUCAGGGUCCAUUAUGGUCAGAUUUGCUUUGUUCUAAAAAUGCCUGACACGUAAUUUCAGUUUUGGUGGCAAGUUUCCCGUGGUGUCACCUGGUGAGUGUUAUCUCUUCUGUAAAGAAUUAGUGUUGGGGACAUCUCACAGCCUCCCCACUUUCCCUGUAAAUAUGCUGAGUAAAAAUUCAAUGGCCUGGAGAAAUUGUGGUGGGGAAUAAUAGUAAUAGGACUGUCCCCAUGUAACUCAUUCCCCAGCCAGCUCCCUGCGCAGACACACUCCCAUGGAAGGCAGGGGAUCGUUCCAUGCAGCUCUGAUCUCCCGCUGAUCCCAGCUGAUAUUUGAAUCGUUCACCUUUAUUCCAAUGGAAAUAAUACAAAUUAACUAUCUACUAAUCAAAUUCAAACUCCUCUACUAAUAUUGCCAGGCACCAGGGUUCCAAAAUGACCAGGCUAACUGCCAGGUAUUACUCUCUAACUCCUCUUCUACUAUAUUCACCCUGGCCUUGGUGAUUUGGGGAAUGUGAGACAAUCUGGGGAAUUGAGUUACAGGUUAUGAAUUUGUUGUGAGAUGAACUCUCUGCAUGUAUCCAUAUCUGGCUGCAAACAUCAUUUUGAUUCUACAGCUGUUUUAUUGCCUUACUGCUGCCUCUAUACCUCCAUCUUGGACUAAAUUCCAAGGGCUGGUGCACCGCCCAGGGAUACUACUGAAGUUGUCUAACUUUGAUGGUCGUCCAUUCAAAUGGAAUCCCCCUGGAAACAGAGAUGGCUGCUGCCCAGGGCACACCCAUGUUUCAAGUGUGACUUCCAUGGGGAGGUCACUAAGCAAUAGAUCACCUGGUGAGGGACUCUGAGCACCAGGGUUUCACCUGGCAAAAGAGAUGGGAGGUUGUAAAAGAGAGGGUUUGUCAGUGGCCAUUUUAGAGAUGGGGGCACUGACUGCAGGAGAGAGAGAGAGACAGAGAGAUUGAUUGCCUGGUUCAGAAGAUGAGCUAUGUGCAGGAUUGGGGACCCAGGACCCCCUAAGGGACUCUGAUCUUCACCCAAAGCAUACACCAGCAUGGUAAGGAAAGCGAGGCAGGGAAAUGUGCCUAUAUUUCUUAUUGCUUUGUCUAGCUAUGAAUAUUUCUUGCACUAGCUACUGUAAAGAGUGAUUGCUUUGAAACCCUUUUGCAAAGCCCAUGUGUCUGUUUGUUUCACUAUCAUGACCCCCUUGAGGUGAACUGUAAACCCAGAGUGCUCACAAGUUUAGCAGUCUGGGAAAGGGUGUGUCUAAGCUACUGGGGAGUCUAGGGCGGGGUCAGCUCUGCUGCUGGGGGCGAGGACUGCUGGGCCGUCUGGUCCCAUUUCUGUGAACGGCUAACAGAAAGCAAGCCUGGGCCCAGGAAACGUGCCAGACAGGCCAAGGGGAGGGAAAUGCUGCAGUCUGCUCAGACUGAGGGACGCUUGAGAGCACAAGGGGCCCGGGGGGUGGGACCCAAACCCAGCAGCCGGCUGAGCGUCCAGCCAGGGGAGCUUUGCCAGGGCUGGGCGGGGCAACGUGAAUAAACUCUGUGUCACAGUCACUUUGCUCGGCCUGUGGCUGCUCCUUGUCUCUUGCCUGAAUGGGAGCCUUUUGCAAAGGCCCCAAUGUCCAGAAGGACCAGACCAAACAGGUUUUUAUUCCUGGGGGUGCUCGUGGCAUUUCCAGAAAGGUUCUUCUCUUCCUCCCAAAAGAACUGAAAACAAAAAUUUCAGCAGCGUCAAAACGUUUGGACAUUUUCCAAUGAAAGAGUUUUGACAUUUCAUUUUGAAGCGACAUUUCCUAAGCGAAACAUUGAUUGGAAAUGAAAGGCCAUUUCAAAAUGACAUGCGAAAAGCUGCCUUUGAUGUGACUGGAUUGGCUUUUUGAUGCAUCACUUCAGCAAGAGAUUCAAAAAAAUCUUCAGUUUGGGUUAGAAAAAAACUGAUUUUCUUUUCCCUGGUUUCUCGGUUUGACCACACAGAGCGGCUACAUGGAUGCUCUUACAGCAGCGUAGCUGCGUUGGCACAGCUGUGCCCCUGUAAGCUCUCCACUCGAGACAUAGCCUAAGGAUGUAGAGAAAUUGUAUGAGGUCCAACCACACUGUCUGAGGAUCAGCAGGCACUUCUGCUAUUACAGGCUAUGUCAGAAUCAUAGAAUAUCAGGGUUGGAAGGGACCUCAGGAGGUCAUCUAGUCCAACCCCCUGCUCAAAACAGGACCA